ACCAAGAUUUAUCAGGAAUAUGUGGCAAGGAGGGAACAACAGCUUAGAGUCUGAAGGUUCCGAUUUCUUGGAGUCCGAUCAACAGUAUCUUGUUAGCACUCCUGAUCGUGAUUUUGAUACUCCAAUGAGUACUUGCCCACAAAUGGAAAAUAGUGAGGGUACUGCUUCAAACUUCAGUGGUGAUCAUGAUCUCCUCUUUAAUGAUUCAAUGACCUCAACAACGUCAGCGGUCGUUGAAUCAGAGCCUCGGGGGCAGGGCAUUCCUGGAGUGGACGUGGCGUGUAAGAGUAACGUCACGCUGCCGAAAGGGAGUCCAUAUAGGGGAGUGAGGAGGAGGCCGUGGGGGAAGUAUGCGGCGGAGAUUAGGGACCCAAAGAAGAAUGGAGCAAGGAGGUGGCUGGGAACUUACGAGACACCUGAGGAUGCUGCUCUUGCUUAUGAUCAAGCUGCUUUUAAGAUUCGUGGAAGCAAAGCUAAGCUUAAUUUUCCUCAUCUAAUUGGUUCUAAAGAAUAUGAACCUGUUAGAUUGAGCUCCAAGAGAAGAUCCCCUGAGCCUGAAUUGGUGCACGAUAGCUCCCCCAAGAGGAGAAAAUGAAAAUGAGUCGCGCGCGAGCCAAGACAUCCCUUUGUAAUUCUCUAUAUUUCCUUUAGACUACUAUUGAGGUCUUGAGCGAUGAAUUAUUAGAAACCUAGUUAUGUUCUUAUUAACUAAUUAAUCGAAAAAGUCUUCUUGUCUUUC
Messenger RNA from Populus euphratica (Euphrates poplar), 739 nucleotides. Its product is annotated as ethylene-responsive transcription factor 13-like. The record is from RefSeq and is a predicted model, not a curated record. The transcript has a single exon. NCBI's taxonomy places the organism in Eukaryota, Viridiplantae, Streptophyta, Magnoliopsida, Malpighiales, Salicaceae. Gene Ontology annotation, biological process: ethylene-activated signaling pathway; regulation of DNA-templated transcription. Gene Ontology annotation, molecular function: DNA-binding transcription factor activity; DNA binding. The coding region runs from base 20 to 595 and encodes 191 amino acids.